Molecule: messenger RNA, 2441 nt
Organism: Xenia sp. Carnegie-2017
Lineage: Eukaryota; Metazoa; Cnidaria; Anthozoa; Malacalcyonacea; Xeniidae
Exons: 4
Coding region: 940-1941 (333 amino acids)
Source: RefSeq, a predicted model, not a curated record
UAAAGCAAAUCAGCAAUAUGCUUCUGCAUAACACGUGAUUUAAUCCUCUAAGUAUUGAAUAUUUAUAUAUAGUCAAUGGCGCGGUAUAUUUAUGAUCUUUGUUAUUGUGAAGUUGAGGGUCAGUGUUUAUUUGUUGCUUUGAAUUGUAUUCAAAGCUUCAAAUUUUCGAUAAUGACUUCACGAAAGCGUUGCUACAAUGGAUUAAAACAUGCCAAACAACAUAUGAUAUUAUUUUUCAUUUUAUUCGGCGUACUUUGUGGAUAUUUGGUGCUUUAUUACAUGGCAAUGUUCAGUCGUCCAUAGAUCCAACACCGAAGGAAUAUGCAAUGUACGUUUCGUUUCUUGGUGAGAUUUGGGUGAGAGCAUUAAGACUUUUUGUUCUUCCUUUGAUUGUAUCCAGCCUGCUUUUGGCAGUCGCUGAAUUGGAGUCAAAACAGAGCGGAAAAUUAGGAAGAAGAACAUUGCUGUAUUAUCUUAUGACUACAAUGUUUGGGGAGUGAUUUGUUUAUUUGCAUUUAACCUGGAAAUGUUAACGUGAAAGAACCAGAACCGAACGAAGCAAAAGUAGAACCAAUACAUUCUGUGAUUGAUCUUAUAAGAUAAAUCCCAUUUCACCACCAACCUAUGUUGUCAUGACAACAACAAUGAAUCAAGAAGAAGGUUUGAAAGCUUUGGAAACAUCUAUCAAAGCCAUUGAAGAAAUCAUUAUGAACAAGAAAGGAACAUUUGUAUUACAACAAGCUGGAUCACCGGAAAUCUUCGGCUCGUGGUCGACGGUAAUUAUCGGAAUUAGCGGGAAACACUACGUCAGAGGUCUGGUACCGACACAGAGACGCGAUUUUUGUCAUUUCUUUCUGGAUAGUACGCCGUCCAUCGAAGCUCCUCAGUUCGUAGUUAUAUAAAAAUUGUCAAAUACCAGCUGUUAUUCUUCUGUAAAAAAUGGCUCCUUGUUUAUCAAAAUCAAUAAUGAGAGACGUCUACUGCACUACGCUCCAAAAAAGAACUGAGCGAAGUCCUUUCGCUAGAACUGAUAUGUACGAUAUUGUGAGCUGGCUUCACAUGUCGAAUGAGUUGGUUGAAAAAGAGAUCAUGAAAAGUGAAGGAGAAAAUGCACUCUCGUUUAUUCUGUCUCACCUUGAUGAUCAAUCAAUGACAGUUUUACUUGGAACCUACAUUAAGAAAUUUUUUAAGUGUACUAUAUUUACGAAUGACGCCUUUCCUCUUUUUCCGUACAAUGAAGACUGCCAAAACCAUUGGUUUACGCAGAAUUUUUCACGUCGUAAUGAUGCAGGGCACCAAACUAAUCAAGAAGUAAAGAUUUUUAAUGCAAGUAACAAAGAUGAAGCAAUUAGAGGUAUCAUCGAGGUUGAAAGAUUGGAGAAAGACGAAGACGGGAAUACUGAGUUAUAUUUCCAUGGCACUGAUCAUUCGUCUGCUCAGAAUAUUCUUGAGAAUGGUAUUGAAUUAAGUAAAGGUCGUGAAAAGUGUGACUUGUCGCAUAAUUAUGGUUUCUACAUGGCAAAUGAUUAUGAAUACUCAUUAACGCAAUAUUCUUAUAUAAAAACAGAAGCAGCCCUUCUCAUUUUUUGUUUAUGCCCAAAUAAUUUGAAAGGUUUCCGAGAAUUGUAUUUAUGUGAUAAGCGCAAUAAACAAGACUUUAGUACAGUUACUCAAUACUUUAGGGCUGGAAAAAUAGACUGUAAAGGUUCCAUGAGCGACAAACUAUUUUCGGAAUUAGAGAAGUGCAAUUUUAUCAAAAGUCCAAUAACAAGUGAUGGUCGUUCAGCAGGUGACCAAAGGGAAGAUAUUCGGCAGGUUUGUGUGAAGAAACACAAAAUGGCUGAGACAAUGAGCGGUUCCCCAUUUUUGGUGGGUGCAGUCUUUAUAAAGCCUGACUCUAACAAAAUUAGCAGUAGGAGACGCAAGAAAGCAGCAAAGUGAAAUGAGUUCAGUAAUAAACAGUUUGAAAUUGCACGGAGUUAUCUUAUCCAUAAAAACAAUCGUAUCACACUUUAUAACGUAACUCGUAGGACAUAUUGAUUUUGUAUAUAGUCAUUAUUUACCAUUGCAAAAGCUGAAUUGUAAAAAUAUUGAUUUAAACAAUUUUGAAACAAUUAUUGGAUGACUUUGAGCAUGAUACGAAAAAUUAUUCAGACCAAGCUCCUUUAACGAGGUCUGAAUGAUCUUUAUAUUAUGCAAACGUGUAAAAACUAAAACACAGAGCAAAAUCCAGAGCAAGCUGCAAGUUUGCACAUUUCCAGUUUGUUUUAGCAAUUUUCACACGAACAAUUACGUCGCCUACAAAUAAUUUUCAAUGUUAUGUUAUUAGCAAAAUUUGGAGAAUUACCUGUUGCCUCUUAGCCUAUCACAAUCGAUGUUCCAUCAACAUUGUAUAAUAAUGUAAAUCAGGAGUAAAAUAAAAUAGAUUUGAUUUUGUGGAA